Protopolystoma xenopodis is the source of this 1113-nucleotide messenger RNA. The record is from the annotation of a GenBank genome assembly. Lineage: Eukaryota; Metazoa; Platyhelminthes; Monogenea; Polystomatidea; Polystomatidae.
CAUACUAUAGUCCUUUCAGAGGAAAAGAGUGCCAUCUUCCGCUCGUAUGAGGAUAUUGAUAAUGCCCCUGAAGAAAAGAAGCGCGGAAUAACUAUUAAUGCAGCCGUUGUGGAUUAUUCAACGCCAACUAGGCACUAUGCUCACACUGAUUGUCCGGGACAUGCUGAUUACAUAAAAAACAUGAUAACUGGAGCAAAUCAAAUGGAAUGUGCUAUCCUAGUUGUUGCAGCCACGGAUGGCACGAUGCCACAAACUCGUGAACACUUGCUCCUAGCUAAACAAAUUGGAAUUGAAAGGCUCGUCGUUUUUCUGAACAAAGCUGAUGCUGCAGACAGUGAAAUGCUAGAACUUGUUGAGUUAGAGGUUAGGGAUACACUCAAGCAAUAUGGUUAUGAUGAGGACACAUCAGUAAUCACAGGAUCGGCUCUGGCUGCGUUGGAGAGCCGGGAUGAAAAAAUUGGCAAGGAAAAAAUUCUUGAACUCCUUGAUGUGAUUGAUGCCGUACCCUUGCCAAAAAGAGACAAAGAUAAACCUCUAUUUUUGCCUGUCGAACAAGUUUUUUCAAUAACAGGUAGGGGGACCGUCGCUACUGGCCGUCUGGAGAGAGGCGUUGCUAAAUUACAUGACGCAGUAGAAAUUCUUGGCUAUGAUCAUUCCGUCAAGUCAAUAAUCUCGGGAAUUGAAAUGUUCCAUCAGAUGAUGGGCCAUGCUGAGGCUGGUGAUCAAGUAGGUCUUCUUCUUCGGGGAUUAAAACGAGACGAUAUUAGACGUGGGAUGAUUGUUGGAGCAGCCAAAUCCAUAAGCAUGCACAGUUUCUUUGAUUCGCAAGUAUAUAUGUUAUCCAAGAAAGAGGGAGGCCGGACAAAGCCCUUCACAAACGAUUUUCAAGUUCAAGUUUUUAGCAAGUCUUGGGAUUGUCCUGCUUAUUUUAUCCUUGCCGAGGGCAAAGAAAUGUUGAUGCCCGGUGAAGACACUUUGCUAAAAAUGCAUUUGCAAAAGAAAAUGGUAUGUUACUUUUUUAAGAUGUUUUCGAAAUCAUACGUAAUCUCCAUCGUUUCUGAUUUAUGUGUAUCUUACUGGCUAAGAAUUUGGGGGAUAUAUCUAAUUCAUUAA